AUGGAAUACCACCGCCUGUCGACCGAAGUGGCCGGGCAGCAGAACGGAAUGGAUCCGAAGAGUGGACUCCAGCGCAAUUACCAAAGGGUCAAACUGCUGUUGCCGUUUGUAUGGCCUGCGUCGUCGUUUGUGCUACAACUGCGAGUGGUGGGAGCUCUGACGCUGCUAGUCCUGGGACGAGUGGUCAACCUAUAUGUGCCGAUCUACUACAAACGUAUCGUCGACCACCUGACAGCUCGUGCGGGUGUGACGAUAUCCGUCCCAUUUGGUCUAAUCCUGAUGUAUGGCUUUCUGCGCUUGUUGCAAGGCAAUGCCGGGCUAAACAACCUCCGCCAGUUGGUGUGGAUCAAGGUCACACAGUACACCAGCAAGAAGAUGAAGGUGCGCGUGUUCGAGCACUUGCACAGUUUGUCGCUGCAUUGGCAUUUAAAUCGGCAGACAGGUGCCACACUUCGCAUCAUGGACAGGGGGUAUGUGCAAUAG
Messenger RNA from Sphaeroforma arctica JP610, 483 nucleotides. RefSeq lists its product as hypothetical. The record is from RefSeq and is a predicted model, not a curated record. The transcript is spliced from 5 exons. NCBI's taxonomy places the organism in Eukaryota, Ichthyosporea, Ichthyophonida. Gene Ontology annotation, biological process: transmembrane transport. Gene Ontology annotation, cellular component: membrane. The coding region runs from base 1 to 483 and encodes 160 amino acids. Gene Ontology annotation, molecular function: ATP binding; ABC-type transporter activity.